GCUCCCCAUGUAAAUACUCACCUCUCCCCGUCUGUACUGGCGGCUGGCGCGAGUGCGUGUGGCGAGUGACCGGUGACUUGGACAGCAGCCGGCGCGCGGCGGACGGCGCACCGGCCGCGCUCGUCGCAGACAGGCCGCCCGACCAAUUGUUGCACGGUCAGAUGCGGUCCGGCUAUUAACAGGUGGUUGCAGCCGGAGUCGGCAGAGCGACGCCCCGCCAUGGUGAAGAGCCGGUGCCCGGGCCGCGGCCUGGCCGACGCCGAGGCCCACGACAGCGAGCACGACUACCUGCGCGGCCUGCUGAUGCCGGAGCCGGCGGCCGACUCGUGCACCGAGGUGUGCGGCCACGAUGGCGGCAUCCCGAUAGUGCGUGUGCGCAGCGCCGAGGAGACGGAGGCGGCGCACGACCUGCUCCAGCUGGCCAUGUCGGCGCCGGCGCCGGCGCACAGUCCCCGCCGCGAGCAGACGUACGUCAUCUACACCGGCGCGCCCGCCUUCUCCGACUACGGGUGCGGCGGCGAACCGGACUCUCGCGGCGAGGAGGACUCCGCCAGCAGCAGCGGCGACAGUGUGGGCGUCGGAGGCGGCGGCGGCGGUGGCGGCGGCGGGGCGGGCCGCUCGCGCCGGCCGCCCAGGCACACCUGCUGCGAAUGCGGCAAGACGUACGCCACGUCGUCCAACCUGUCGCGGCACAAGCAGACGCACCGCAGCAUCGACUCGCAGGGCGCCAAGAAGUGCCCCACCUGCGGCAAGGCGUACGUCAGCAUGCCGGCGCUGGCGAUGCACGUGUUGACGCACCAGCUGUCGCACAAGUGCCAUGUCUGCGGCAAGACGUUCUCCCGGCCGUGGCUGCUGCAGGGCCACCUGCGCUCGCACACGGGCGAGAAGCCGUACGGCUGCGCGCACUGCGGCAAGUCCUUCGCCGACCGCUCCAACCUCAGGGCUCACGUCCAAACACACUCGUCCAUGAAGACCUUCGUCUGUCGUCAUUGCAAUAAGUCGUUCGCGCUUAAGUCCUACCUAAACAAGCACUGCGAGUCCUCGUGCACUCGCCGGUAAGCGGUCGCCUGCCGGGCCACCAGGCUCAAACUGCGCUGACGGUGGCGUUAUCGCAUCCGCACCUUUGCUCCAUCAACGACUCCGCGGGGAGCGAGAGAGUCGCGCGGCAAACAACACUCCUGCGAGAGCCAUCGCUCCGAACUGCCGGCGGACCCGAGGGAGGGGACAUCACAGCGUCAGUUCUUGGAUGCCCGGCUCUUGACCACUUUCGGAACCCCGUGCGCGUGGAGCCAAUACUCAAGCCGAGUCCAGGCACCAAAGCAUCAAGUACUUAGUCUCCUAGGCUAGUGCUGAAGAUGUAGGUUUGCCUUAGCACUGUCCGCGCUUUACUCUGGUCUCAAGUGAGUCGGAGCUUGCUUUUCUAGAUUCAAAGUAUUUUUCAUAUCUGCAACAUUUUUAGAGUGUUCAAAUAGCAAGUAAGCAAUGCCCAGCUAUAUCUUUGUCCGUGUGUUUCCUUUGGGAAAUCUUAUCAGCUGACAGAACGUUAUCGAAGUCUAGUCACUACGAACGCGCAAUACUUAGCGCAAGCAUUGCACGUCCGCGAGGCCCGCUAGAAGGUUCGGACCCGUUAGUUCCUGGUCGAGGCAAAACGGAUGCUAUAAUAGUCAGCAAUAAUCAAUGUGGAAUCAACAGUGCGACUAGCUCAAUUGAUGUAUAGAUAUAGGUAUUUUUAUAUGGCAAGUUUUGUUCGGUGUAUUUUGAUGCUUUAUCAAUACUCGAAAUUGAUGUAAUAUGUGUCCUUAUGAGUACCAUAAGUUGUUAUAGGCGGUUCAUGUCAUGCAUGCUACAUGCUACAUGUGGUUUUCUAGAAACGAUUGUCGUAAAAUUGGUCGAUUAAGAGCGGAACUGUGUUCUUCCUUUUGAAUUUCAGCGUGGUCCAUAUGAACUUGACGACAUUCUAGGCACGCUGUUCAAACUAUCUACAUUAUGUGAUAGCUACCAAAGGCUUCUGAGCUCUGCUUAGCACCAGCGAUAACAUUUGCAUAGGUUAAAGGGGUUUCAGAUAAAAUAAGGAAUCAUUGUUUGCUGUCACUAAAAUUUCAAAGUAGAGCAAUGCAUCAUGUUGAAUCAACCACAGAUGCACGGGUGGUGCUCUCAAUGAUACGCCAUUAUGAAUGGGAAUGGCCCUUUUAUUUAUUAAUUGCCGGUUAAGUAAUGUCAACUUUGAUGACACCACGUCAUUGAUGACGAAUGGGUCUAGAAAGUAGAAAACUGUACAAACUCGGCCCAAAUAAGCUCGGUUAUCUAUAGCUGGUUGUAUUCUGCGAGGUUAAGGCAAUGCAUUUGCACGUGCAACCAGUUGUUGAAAUUUUUGUCUGGCUGACCCCGUCGAGGCGCAUGAGAGCCAAGUCCAUGAUUGUACAUAACUCACCAGUUUCGAACACACGUCUAGCACUCAUGAGAUGCCGACUAAAGAUUGAUAAGAUUUCCAGCAUAUAGCUUAAGAAAUGAAUACAAAAAUCUUGCAAAAAUUUAAGGGCUUUUUAUCUAAAAUUCAUCAUUGUAUGUACCGUGAACAUUAUCGACCUGACAUAGCGCUGAAUGUUCUCAUUUCUCUGCGUCCAUAAACAUGCAUCACGAGCAACGAAAUGCGGUGGUCAGAAGAUAGCAAUGAAACAAAUCAUCUAGUUUUGCAAACGUCCAUUAUCAUCGUGCGGUUUUAAGGUAUGCACGUUUUACUUUGCCGGCCGUACGGACAAGCGUUUUCUUUUGGCCAGGCUGAUGAGUGCUCUGACAUGCAUCUUUGACUUUUAUGUGAUGAUGUAAUAGGUAUGCGCUAACACAAGCUCUAAAUCACGUUACCUUGCUUUCCUGAACGUUCAUACGAAACGACCAUUACUGUCCCAGGGGAUUUCAUAUAUCGCUUUCAUUGUGUGUACCGUGUAGGUAAAGUACACUACAUUCCGUGCCGGUUUUUGCUGUGUAUAUGAAUGAUCGAAAAACAAGCUGCCCUUUCUGCUUAAGGCGUUAUCGUUGCUGAUCUCUAAGAUGCAUGUUGUCUUUGCGUCUGUAUUUGUGUGAAAAUUAGUUAUAAAACUUAACAAGCCUUUAUGGAAGUUGUCUCGUAAAAAUAUUUGCCGGGGCAUUCACACGACAUUUCUGGCCAUCUGGAAUCAACCCAUUGUUGAUUUAUAUCGAAUGAGUCAUAUCGAGUCACGCGUGUUCAUUAACUUCAUGCUUGGCAUUGAGUCCGUUCUCAGUGGCAGGACGUGACACUGUGUUAGUGUUUAAUAUCGAAAGCUUUCUUUGGAGUAAUCUCCUAGCUGUCCUUUUUCGCCGUGCCAUGUUUUGCUGUCUUUUCUGCGUGCAAAUGCAAGUCCAUCUUUUGCCUGGUAUGCUUUAUUUCCAAAUCAAUGAUGCAUAAAUGACUAACUAAUGCAUCGGUAAGUAUACAUGUGUCUCAGAGAAUAACAGAUUAUACUACUGACUGAAUUCCAACAGCAUACUUGCAAGUAUCACCUGACGGACAAUUAUAACAGCAGUUCGGACUUAAAAGAUUAUGGCUAACACCUUCAGUCAUAGACAUCAGUUCCAAUUAGUUUUUUGUCUAAUCAUUAUUGCUUGCAAGGUAUAUAUUGCUACUUUUUAUCUGCUGUUGAAAAGUUACGCUAUUCUAAAAAUACUGCUUGCACUGGUUCAGUACUGCCCCAUUAUAACUUGGGGCUUCGUGUGUCGUAACCAACCUCUAUUCACUAAAAGCGGGUUCUAAUUUUACACCGCAACUUAUUCGCUCAUGUUUUAAGCAUAGUAAAGAGGAUGUGUCUCUGGUCCAAGUGUGCAUCCUACGCUGUGUUUUCUGAGUACUGCGAACGAUGCAUUUGUUCUGAAUUGGGCAAACGUAUAUGAUUCGCAUAGGAUACCGUGAUUUCUUAAGAAACUGACUGACACCGGCGGGUUAAGUGCGGUUGAUGCCUUAGAAAAUGCUACGUCUUUUUCGAUAGUCCAUUGCAAAUUCUAAUGGUCUCUGCCCAUUGCACUGUUCCAUCUUUGUGUGAGACUGUACGUCACGACGUCACGUUUCAUGAAUGCGUUACUGGCGUGGCGCACAUUCUAGUUUUGACAUCCUGAAGUUGUUUGCGUCUCUUCGUAUUCCGUGUGCCAUCGAAAUGAGAACUGAGGUGAUACAAUGUGCAUUCUAUGCGUUUGAUUAACCGUAUAAUGGGAGCAGACUUCAUUGGGCAAAGCUACACCCAUCUGACAAGCGUGCCGUGUUUUCUUUGGUGACGUGACUUCGUGUUGGAAUAUGUCUCUCACAA
Molecule: messenger RNA, 4316 nt
Organism: Pollicipes pollicipes
Lineage: Eukaryota; Metazoa; Arthropoda; Thecostraca; Pollicipedomorpha; Pollicipedidae
Product: transcriptional repressor scratch 2
Exons: 2
Coding region: 220-1059 (279 amino acids)
Biological process (GO): regulation of DNA-templated transcription
Molecular function (GO): DNA-binding transcription factor activity, RNA polymerase II-specific; RNA polymerase II cis-regulatory region sequence-specific DNA binding
Source: RefSeq, a predicted model, not a curated record